Ahaetulla prasina is the source of this 6013-nucleotide messenger RNA. Its product is annotated as zinc finger and SCAN domain-containing protein 2-like. Gene Ontology annotation, cellular component: nucleus. Gene Ontology annotation, molecular function: RNA polymerase II cis-regulatory region sequence-specific DNA binding; DNA-binding transcription activator activity, RNA polymerase II-specific. The record is from RefSeq and is a predicted model, not a curated record. Gene Ontology annotation, biological process: regulation of transcription by RNA polymerase II. Bases 374 to 2848 code for a protein of 824 amino acids. The transcript has 6 exons. NCBI's taxonomy places the organism in Eukaryota, Metazoa, Chordata, Lepidosauria, Squamata, Colubridae.
UCCUGCUCCGCCUUUAGGGUGGUGAAAAAGGUUUGGGGUUUAAAACCCCCUCCCCCCCCACCACUCUCCAGCUUAAGCAGCCGCAUCUGGUGCAACGGGGUAGGAGGGAAGACCAGCUCUCCCAAGGGUGAGUUACAGGACAGAGGCGGGCCUUCCCUUCUUUUAAAGACACGUGCGAGAAGCAGAGGCGGCGGCGGCGGCAAGGAAGAAAGUACUCAUAUAAACACAUUUGGAAAAGCCAAAUCCUCUUGAUGUAUGGCGGAAUCCUGUGACAGAGCAGUUUCCUUGACAACAGUCUCUGCCUCCUGGAAAUUGUUGGUAAACUUUGGCCUAAGCUUGUGGUCAAAAUUUGAGGAAGAAGACUCUUCCCACCAUGUUUGCCUGUGAGACUUGGGGUAUCACUGGCCAGACCUCAGUCUACAAUUGGGAUAAGUCUGUCUAUCUCUUAGAAGACAAAAUGGAGUCCAUACAGGGUUCAGGGGAGCUGGAUGUCCAUUUUAAGGUGCUGCUUGAGCAGGAGAUGUAUCCAGAGAUCACAAUUGAGGAGGAAGAAGAAGAGCCUGAGGAAGUAGAAGUAGAUGCUGAAGGGGAGGCAGAUGAAGAGGAAGAAGAGGAAGAGAUGGGAGAUGAGGAGGAAGAAGAGGAAGAAGAAGAAGAGGAAGAGGAAGAAGAGGAGGGAGGAGGGGAGGAUGAAGAGGAGGAUGAAGAGGGGGAGGAGGCACGUCCACAAGGUCCUCAGCAAGAGGCAGUGGGAGCAGUUGAUGGAGAUAGCUCCCUGUUUGUGGUGUGUACUGGAACAGUUGAAGAGCUGCUAGGCUUAGAGGCAUCACUAAUUGCUGAAUCAGUGCAGCUAGAGGUAGCACAACCUCAGCGCUGGGAGGUCCAGUGGGAAGAAGUGUCCCAAAUUUCACAGCCUUUCCUCCCUGAAAUUAUAGAAUCACCAUUAAUAUCCCCAGAAGCAGCCGCCUCCAAUAUCAAUCAGGUAGUGGAAGUCACUGCAGUAGAGGUAGAACCAGAGGCCUUCCCAACCACUUUGGAGCAACUAGGGAAUACUUCAUCCUCAUGGGGAGCAUCUUUCAUUGAAGAGAGCCACCGGGAACUUCAACGCUCCCCAGCUAGUGCAGAUAGAGGGAGCAAAGCACGGACACCUAUAACUGGAGGAGGCAGCUUCAGCCUGGAGACUGCCCGCCAGCGCUUCCGGCAGUUCUGUUACCAGGAUGCUGAGGGUCCACGAAAGGCAUGUGGCCAACUCUGGGAGCUUUGCAAUCAUUGGCUGAAGCCAAAGAACCGUACUAAGGAACAGAUUCUUGACGUCCUAAUCUUGGAGCAGUUCCUGGCUGUUCUCCCUCCUGGAAUCCGAAGUCGGGUAUGGGAAUGUAGCCCGGAGACUUGCGCACGGGCAGUGGCCCUAGCGGAGGACUUCCUAGCCAAGCAGAAUGAAGCAGAAAUACUAGAGGACGAGGAUUUUGACUUAUUUGAGGAGGUAGUGGUGACAUUUCCUAAUGAAGACCAAGUCCUUUCAGAUACUGAGCAUGGAGAUAUAUUCAUGGAAACUGGACAGCAGGUUGAUGGAGACAUAUGUUUGCUUGGUUCUUCUGACACAGAAGCCACUUGGGAUUCUUCUGCAGAUGAAGCAGGAGGAGGAGAAGGAGGUUCAGCAGGUGCCCUGACUCCCAAUACAGCAGAUCCCCAGAUGGGAUUUGGAGAAAGACACAACGGAGCAAUACAGCACAUGGCUCCAAAGAGGAUACGGAUAAGAGAGAAACGGCACCCUUGCAUUGAAUGUGGGAAGCGAUUCCGCUGCCAAUCAGAACUGGCCCUACAUCAAAAAGUCCACACCCGGCCCAAAUCCUAUCACUGCGCUGAGUGUGGGAAACAGUUUGGUCGAUCCUCACAUCUCACCAGACAUCAGAAAACCCACAUGAGUGAGGAAUGCCAUGUCUGCACCGAAUGUGGCAAGCGAUUCCGGUGGUCCACAGAGCUAGUCAUCCAUCAGAGGAUCCAUGCUGUUGAACAGCCGCAUUACACCAUGAAUACUGACACUUUGUGUCAGUGGCCCUCCGAGUUCAAUAUAACCCAGAAUAUUUUUACAGGUGAGAAAGCCCCUCCCACUGGUGAUAUACUAAAACCUCAUACAGUCAAGAAGCCUCACCUCUGCCCUGAAUGUGGGAAAGGGUUCCGGUGGCCCUCUGAACUCGCCACUCAUCAGAAAACUCACAACAAGAACAAGCACUACCUCUGCCCUGAGUGUGGGAAAGGGUUCCAGUGGCCCUCUGAGCUGACAGCCCAUCAGAGGAUCCACGCAGGCAACAGUUUGCCUCCCAUUGCUGAUUGUGAGAACAGCAACAACCAGCCACUUCAUCACCCUCCCUACCCGCGACCUGGCAUGACAGAGAAACGCCAUCUUUGCGGAGAAUGUGGCAAGGCGUUCCGAUGGCCGUCGGAACUCGCCACCCACCAGCGAAUCCACUCGGGAGAAAAACGCUAUUUCUGCACAGAGUGUGAGAAGGGGUUCAUAUGGCCUUCAGAACUGGCUGCUCACCAGCGAACCCACACUGAGAAGCAAGCUUACCAGUGCAUGGAGUGUGGGAAAAUAUUCCAUGAUCUCUACGGUCUCACGAGACACCAGAAGACCCACUUGGGAACCAAGGUCUAUCCUUGCACCGAGUGUGGGAAAACCUUCAGUCGGCAAUCCCAUCUGACUCGACAUCGGAUCACUCACACUGGUGAGAGACCCUAUCCUUGCACCGAGUGCGGGAAACGGUUUGGACGACAGUCGCACCUCACUCGGCAUCUAAGAAUCCACACCGGCGAAAGACCCUAUCAGUGUGGGGGAUUUACUCCCUAAAACUAUUUGGACGUAAAACUAAGAAAGCGAAGUAUUUGGCCUCUAGAUAAGAACAAAGAAGAAUAUAUUUUUGUGACUCUGUUCUCAAACGUGAAGGAAAACAUUUGAGAAAGAAUGAACAAGAACAAAUGAGAAAGACUUUUGAAACUGAAAUGAAAAAGGUUCUCUCAGAAGAGUUGGAGAUGAAAGACCACAUUUAGUGGCAGUUUUUGUUCUAAGAUUUUUUUUUUCUUCUCUCUUUGUAUUGGCUUUGUAAUAAGGGAGGUCUCCCCACCAACUUUUUUUUUUGUUCGUCUUUGAAAGUAUGGAAUCCCUGAAGAAUGAACAUCCUUUUGGAAAUAACGUCAGAAUAAAGAAUUUCAUAAAUAGAGCCUUGUGUGUGCAGUUUCUGAAGAGCUGACUAACUUCAGGCUAUGGCCCUUGCAGAAAGGAACGAGAUGAUGGUUCAUAAAAAUCAAGGUUACUUUUACUCCAAGCUGCACUUUUUUGCACUUAAUUCUACAUUUUCUGUUGGCGCUCGUUUGGUUUGUUGAAAGAGAAUUCACUUUCUUGCAGAGAAAUUCUCUUCUUGGAUUUAAGUGAAAUUGAAAUGUGUUCUUGCAGUCAUUGACUGUAUUUAACCUAUUAAGCAUUUAACCUGGUUACUGAAUUAACCCAUUUGGAGGGGGGGUAUUGCACAAUACAAUAAAUCCUAAUCCUACCAAAAACCAACUGAUCCGUAAUCUAUAAUUCCAAAUCCUUUUUUAAAAAAAAUAUUCCUGUUUGUUCCUGCUUAGAGGGUUAUUUAUGCAAGAGAUUCCUUGAACUAGUACCUUGCUGAAGUCCUGCACUGAAACACCCAUAAUUUGUAGAAAAAGGUCACCUUUUACACCUUUCCUAGGUGCAAAUUAUAACAUAACUUAAUAUUUCUGAAGGACACCAAGUUAAAAAAAAAACCUUAAUAUAUAUUACCUCAUACAAUUCAAAAACUAUGCCAUUAGAUGGAGCUCAAGAUUUUCAAAAGAAACUGCUUCAUCCUCACAACUUUAGGCAAUCAUACAGUAGUUUAAUAUAUUACUUUUUAAAUUAUUCCCUGCUCUUCCUUUCAACAGAGCAACUGUGACAACAGUAAGAUAAUAGGGAAGCUUCAGGUAAAAUGCUAGAAAAUAUAUCACGAAACAUUCCAUUAUAGCAUUAAAAUGAGGCUGGAUGCAAAGAGUUGUUAUGGUCCAUUGAGGCAACCUGUUCCUGGUGGCUAAAGGAUUAAAGCCCUGCAGUUUUUAUUUUCAGAAGUGAUUUAAUAAUAAUAAUAAUAAUAUUUUAAUUUGUAUACCGCCCUUCUCCCGAAGGACUCAGGGUGGUUUACAGCCACAAUAAAAUACAAAAACAACACAUACAAUACUAAAAACAAACAUUAAAAAACUUAUUCAAUUUGGCCCCAUUUUAAAAUACAAUAUCAAUCCUGUAAAAUUAAUAAAAAUUUAAAACCAUAAAACCAGUUAAAAAUUUAAAAAAAUUCAAGCCAGUCCAGCGAGACAGAAUAAAUAAGUUUUAAGUUAGCGGCGAAAGGUCCAGAGGUCGGGUAGUUUUCGAAGUCCAGGGGGAAGUUCGUUCCACAGGGUAGGAGCCCCCACAGAGAAGGCCCUUCCCCUGGGAGCCGCCAGUUGACAUUGCUUGGCUGACGGCACCCUAAGGAGUACCUCUCUGUGAGAACGCACCGGUCGCUGGGAGAUAGAAGAUGGCAGUAGACGGUCCCGUAAAUAUCCCGGUCCUAAGCCAUGGAGCCCUUUAAAGGUGGUCACUAAUACCUUGAAGCGCACCCGGAAGACAACAGGCAGCCAGUGCAGUCUGCGCAGGAUGGGUGUUACAUGGGAGCUCCAAACUGCUCCCUCAAUCACCCGCGCAGCCGCAUUCUGGACUAACUGGAGCCUCCGGGUGCUCUUCAAGGGGAGCCCCAUGUAGAGAGCAUUGCAGUAGUCCAAGCGAUUUGCUACUGACUUCUUCCUAAGGUUGAGAGUCUGAACCAAGGUCAUUGAUAAGAUUACCACUCAAGGUUUCCAGGCUCCUGAUCCAGCAAUUUCAUACACUACAUCAUACUUACUCAGACAGCGUACAGAAAUCCUUAAUCUAAAAAAUGCUAGUCUAAAAAAAUACUUUAAAAUAUAUUUGAAUUACAACAAAUGAAUGGGAUUUGUAGCUGAUUCUCUUCAAGUCUGCAUUUUGAUGGAAUUUUCUUCUGCAGUACUUUUUAUGUUACUUAAAACUUUAAUCCUUUUUUCCCCACAUUUACUCAGAUACUGCAAUUUAACAGUCAAAUAAUUAUUAAUUAUUAAGGAGGCACUUAAGCCACAUCAAAUCUGACUUUGGCAAGCAAAAGACAAAGCAAAAAUCUGUCUGGCAUGGAAUACUCUGUGCCUCUACAAUUAGCACAGAAUUCAGUUAAUUGGUGAUUUAUAUUUAGUAGCAAUCAUUACAGAAACAUUUAACAGCUAAACAUGAUGCAACUUGACACCUUCAGCAAGCUUCAGGGAAAUAUUUUUUAAAACUUUCCCAGGAAAGAUAACCAAAUAUAGAGGAAUGUGAUACAAACAUAUGUAGCUGAAGAGUAAAAAUGUUUUCAGCAAGAUAAAUGUUUUGUGCAGACAUCAACCUGUUGUUAAUGGCAAGCAUAUGUAGCAUGUAGCUACUUCAAUUAAUGAAUGCAAAAUUCUAAAACAAAAUGUUUAUGAUGAUUACUAACUUAUCUUGAACUGGAUGUUUUUCAAAGUAAUAGUUUUAUAGACCAAAUUCUUCGAUCAUGGUUUACAAGUAAUUGCAAGGGUUCAUGAAAACUGAUCUUGUCAAUAGAUCCUACUUUCUUCAGUCUCCACACUGAGCAGAUUUUGUUGACAGAUCAAUGUACAAUUUUUUGCCUAAGCAGCCAUGAAUGUUUUCUUUCCUAAAAUCCUUAGAAAUCUGCAAAAUGACUUGGCACAUCUAAUUUAUUGCCCAACAAGGCAAACACAUCUUGGGCAAUAGAUAAGCACUUAAUGGUUAUAAUGGAUCCUUUUCCUAAUCCCAAUUAUUUUUCCAAAUGCCAUCCUUGCUAGCAUUGUAUAAUACAAGGGUCACCAACCUUUUGGACCUCAGGGAUCACUAAAUUCAUAAUUUUAAAUCCCAAGGAGUACUAAUAUGAUCUGCCUAAUG